This is a messenger RNA of Drosophila ananassae, 456 nucleotides long. RefSeq names its product formin-like. Lineage: Eukaryota; Metazoa; Arthropoda; Insecta; Diptera; Drosophilidae. The transcript has a single exon. The record is from RefSeq and is a predicted model, not a curated record. Bases 1 to 456 code for a protein of 151 amino acids.
AUGCCGCGCGGUCGUGGUUGCCGCAGCCGCUCGGGCAGUCGCUCGAGCAUAGCGAGCGCUGCUAGCGUCGCUAGUGCUGCCAGCGUCGCGGUCGAAGUCCGUCAAGCCCGGAAGUCAAGGGAGCGUUCGAUUUCCUUUGACCUGGAGGCGGAACUGGAGCCGAAGAGGAUGGACCAGCGGAGCUCGCCGAAGAAGAACAACGGUUCGGAGAUGGCCUUCUCGUGCCCUGGAGGGCUGAAUGGAGCUGGGCUGGAAGCCCAUGGAGCCAAAACCGUCGCCCCGCUGCCGCCACCAUCGCCGCCAUCAUCGCCGAGCCCGUCACCGUCGCCCCCGUUGCCGUCGCCCCCGUUGCUGUCCUCGAGCAUGCCUCUGCUCGCGCCGCCGUUGCUGCUGGACAAGGAGCUGUCUUGGCUGAGUUGUCCGCAACCCAGCGUGCCGUUCGCGGUGCGUUGCUGA